Messenger RNA from Symsagittifera roscoffensis, 738 nucleotides. RefSeq lists its product as uncharacterized. Gene Ontology annotation, cellular component: cytosolic large ribosomal subunit; ribosome. The coding region runs from base 37 to 645 and encodes 202 amino acids. Lineage: Eukaryota; Metazoa; Xenacoelomorpha; Acoela; Convolutidae. Gene Ontology annotation, biological process: translation. The record is from RefSeq and is a predicted model, not a curated record. The transcript has 3 exons. Gene Ontology annotation, molecular function: RNA binding; structural constituent of ribosome.
AAUUGUUGUGAUAAACUUAUUAAAUAGAUCGCUAAAAUGGUUUCUCUGACAAUGCAGAAACGACUGGCCGCCUCUGUGCUCAAGUGCGGCAGGAACAAGGUCUGGCUGGACCCGAACGAGGUCAACGACAUCUCCAUGGCCAACUCGCGCCACACAGUCAGAAAGUUAGUUAGGGAUGGUCUGAUCAUCAGGAAGCCAUGUGUGGUGCACUCCAGAUGGCGGGUGCGACAGAGACUGCUGGCAAAGAGGAAGGGACGUCACUCCGGACCAGGAAAGAGGAAGGGAACCAAGGAGGCCAGAAUGCCCAGCAAGGUGCUAUGGAUGAAGCGGGUCAGAAUCCUCCGUAAACUGAUCCAAAAGUACCGAAAGGCAAGGAAGAUUGACAAGCACCAGUACCACAGCCUGUACUUGAUGAUCAAGGGAAACGCCUUCAAGAACAAGCGAGUGCUGAUGGACCACAUCCUGAAAGAGAAGGAAAAAGCGAUGCGACUGAAGAAACAGAACCAGCAGGCAGAGCACUUCAGGGCACUCAAGAAGGCCAAGGUGAUGAAGCGACGAGAGAAGAAACUGUCCCAGUCAGAAGCGGAGAAGAAAGCAGCCGCUGCUGCAGUCUCGGGAACGGCAAGUGCAGCCGGAACUGCUUAAAGCAGACCAUAAAUGCAGACUCACCAGCCACUCACUCAUCAGUUAAUUUUAUGUAUCUGCCAAUAUUGGUAUGGAAUUGAAGUUUUGAUGAGA